CUAACUGAUAAGAAACUGAUAAGGAAUUGUCAAGCGCAUCAAUUGGCCCCCUGAUCGCGCUAGAGAGCCAGCGCCUUGGCAAACACCUUAAAUUCGUCCGCGCAUUUGAUUGGGUGCAUCCCUUUAGGAAGCUUAGUCAUCGGACUCAAGGACCUACGUAGGGACUGGCCUAUUGAUUGUUCAACCAACUGUUGACCUGACUUUAAACUAACUUAAGGACUGCCCAGUUAUUCAACUAACUUAGGGACUGGUUUACUGACUGUUCAACUUACUGUUGACCUGAGUUUAAACUGACUUUUCGGCUGACCUAGGGACAGACUUUUAACCCGACUUAAGGACUGGCUUAACUGAUUAUUCAACUGACCUUCAGCCUCACUUAGCAGACUACAAAUGAAACAAUCAUUCACAACACCCUUCUUCUUAAAGCUUUCAUUUCCAUAUAUCAAUCUUGACUUUCUCUACCAACCCUCAAGCAGCCUGCAUUACACUCGACCUUGAUAUACUCCACAUAAAUCUCUCUUUUCCUCCCUUACCUUUCCAGACCAUGGCAACUGUAGACGAUGAUGUUAGCCCUCCUCAUGACAUUCAAGCGUUCACUGAUCUCGACGGCGCGACGGGAGUACAUAACGAGGGUGAGCCUGAUGGCGAAUAUACUACUUUCUGGAAGUUCUAUCGGAAUGGAGAGGCAUACUUCGCGCAAAUAUUCAAGCCUAGGCCCGAUGUCAACAUUGCAGAGGUAAAAGAAGCGAUGCGAAGAAUCCCAGACGCGGAUAUUUACCCAGAGAUACCUGAAGGAGUUAGCCUUAAGGAAAUGGCAACAACUGGAAAGCCGGAUAACGAGUUAUACAUCAAGAGACCUUCCCUUCUCACGUAUGAGACCUCCCAUCCCCGCGAGUGGAUUCGUGACGUUUUCUUGGGUGAGGCUCAGAUCAUGGAGCAAGUCUCGAGCAUCCAGCACAAGAAUAUAAUUCAGUACUAUGGCUGCCUAAAGAGAGGUAGACGUCUAGCGGGAAUCGUUCUGGAGCGUCACAAGUGCAGUCUCACUGAAUUUUUCAUGUGGCAAAUGGACAAGGAUAAGGAUAAGAAUGGCACUAUAGACUCACAGCGCUUCAUGGAGGAGCUUGAGUCAGCAAUCUCUCACCUGCACCAGGCCGGAUUGGCCCACAAUGACUUGAAACCAAGCAACAUACUGCUGGAUAAAGAUAAUUUGCCAGUACUGAUUGAUUUUGGAUCCUGUCGACCGUUUGGUGGAAGGCUCAUGGAAGGGGGAACGCCCGGCUGGUGCAACCACGAAAAGCUAGUGAUGUUUUCCGACAAGGAGCAUGAUCUUUUCGGCUUGGAUAGGAUUCGAGAGUGGCUGGCUGAUCCUGACCGAGCAUUAGAUGGCUAGCUAGAGAGCGAGGAAUGUUAGCCAUUUUGCCUAGAAACCGAACACUUGCCAAAUGAACGUUUCAUAUUCCGCAAGGAAAAGGGAAAAGAAAACAAAAUUUCAUGAUAUUAUGAUAGGCACUCGCGAAUAACAUAUUUUAAGAGCAUCGUAAGAUCCGUUGACUGUUGAAAUAUUGUAUUACAUGUUAUGAGCUAAGAUAUAGCGUGUCGGCAUGGAGUGUACAAGUUCACCAACCGCUUCACUGGAGAUGGUUUAUGUGACCCUACAUCUCUUGCAUAAUAAACAUCUAUGAUUGUUAAAUAAUAGCCGAAGAGCGCGUGGGAAUGCGUAUUUCUUGCCUAUCAAAUCUCUAGGAUUCCUGACAGUUUUAAUACUGUGUAUUUCUCUCUUUUUCUCUCUUUGUAGGUAAAUAU
Molecule: messenger RNA, 1803 nt
Organism: Annulohypoxylon truncatum
Lineage: Eukaryota; Fungi; Ascomycota; Sordariomycetes; Xylariales; Hypoxylaceae
Product: kinase-like protein
Exons: 3
Coding region: 545-1390 (281 amino acids)
Biological process (GO): mitotic DNA damage checkpoint signaling; protein phosphorylation
Cellular component (GO): nucleus; cytoplasm
Molecular function (GO): protein serine/threonine kinase activity; ATP binding
Source: RefSeq, a predicted model, not a curated record